ACACAUGCUUGUAAUGCUUACAUUACAAAUUGUGUACCUGUUCUCUGGUUAUACUAAGAGACAUUUACAUCACAUGCCAAAACUACAGAUUAAGGAGCUAUAGUAUAAAUUGGUAAGGUAUGUUUAUUUGAAUAUCUAAAAUGUUGGCAGGUAUGUAAUUGUGAAAAAUCCGGAACCAAACUACCGCAGGGUUGUAGAAGCAGAUGCAGACCGGAAAUAGGUGAGGGGACCAAGUGGGAGUGGCAGACGUUGUUUCUCCAGCAGAAAAUAGCAACUGCAGCAACAACGUUAUAAUAAAACGUUAUACAUUCGCAACGUCAGAGUCGCAUUACAUGAAACAACACAUUGAACGCUAUUUAUUUAUUGAUCUGUCUGGAUAAAAUACUGCAGUUUGUUGCGAUGAUGGCGGAGGCAGCGGGAGGUUCCUCAGAGAUGAUCACAGAGACCGUGCAGCAAGACACACCGCCGCAACAGCAGCCAGAGAGCCGCAGUCUGACCAUCAAGUUGAGAAAACGGAAAACAGACAAGAAGGUGGAGUGGUCGAGCGACACGGUGGACAACGAGCACCUGGGCCGACGGUCCUCCAAAUGCUGUUGUAUCUAUGAAAAGCGUCGUGAGUUUGGGGAGAGCUCGACGGAGAGCGAGGAUGAGGAGGAUGGCUGCGGCAAUGCCCACUGCGUCCGGGGGCACCACGGCAAACACGGCAACAUGCAGCAAACGCCGACGCCCACACCUCAGCCAGCGCCAAGCCAGGGGGGCGAGCACAGCCACGGGCAGCACUCUCACUGAGCGAGAGGAGAGGAGGAGAGAGGAGGAGGAGGAGGAAGAGGGGCAGGGUUUGAACAGAGAGGAGAAUAGUCCACACACAAAGAUAGGAGAGAGUGGGGUCACACUCUUAAAACCGCUGAGAGAGAGAGAAGAGGAUCCUUCUGUACCAAAUCUGCAAGUCAAGACAGUUUCAUAAAAUAACAAAAUGGUCAGAGCUUGUUGGUUAGUCCAGUAUACUCUUAUCUCCCAGAUCAGUGUCCUAUUACUUUCGGUCCUACUGAGUUUUCACUUGCACAAGUGCAAAUAAAUGGUAGCAAUUUAACAGUGGCAUGGGGAAGAAUGAGUCUGCAUAAACGAUCUGCCGCAGUAGUUCUUUUAUGGGGCACAUUUGUAUAUUUCUCAUAAUUCCAAGAUUUAACAAAGAUCAGGUAAGCAGAAGCAGAGAGCCCAGAAUCAGUAGUAGAUUGUAAUGACUAUAGUUCCCCGUGCCAAUACACCAGUAUUGCAGUCCUCUAAAUUGCGUUUUGUACUCAUCACAGGCACAGAACACAUAUUCUUGUGGGCACAGGUUUGUGGCGCUCCAGUGUAGCAUCACAAGUGUGAUGGACUAUUUGCAAAGCUCUGAGUGUAGGGUGUGCACACAUCCAGUUUAUUCAUGAUUCAAAAACCAUUUCAAGUCGAUCUGUGUUCGGUGCUUUUUGGAGACCUAUCACAAUAGGCGAUACAAUGCAACAAACUGCAUGGUUUACAUGAUACACAAUUAAUCAUUUCUACCCUGCUGUGUGGUGAGACCGAGCCCCCUCUCCUCCCCACAUUGUGGUUUUUAACAUUAAACCUCUUGGGGACCUUGUCGUUGAACCCCAAGUUUGACACUAGCACCCCAUUUUGAGUUUUUGCACCCACUCCACAUUUCUAUUUCAAAAUGUACGCAGCAAUUUAAUUGAUUGCAGAAUAUUUAUUUUCUCCUCCACUUCAAAAUAAAUGAACGAGGAGAUUGGUUUACUGUUUAAUCGCAUUCAGUAUAAUAGCAUCCAAAACAGGAAUGUAAAAAAUAUAUAUAUAAAUAUAUGAAUAAAUAAUCAAAUACGUGAAUGAGCCUGCAAUCUAAUAUAGUAUGUACGAGACCUGGAUAUGAGAUUAUUAUAAUUAUAAUUUUUUUAAUGCAUUUUUCUGUAAUAAUAAAUUGAUCCGAUCCGUGUAUCCUUGCGCUUGUGUAUUUGUUUUUUUCCAAAACCUUUUUGAAUGUAGUGCUGAUAAAAGUUGAAGGUCAGUCUGCUGUCUUUGCAAGCAAAUGAAGGGAGAGCGACUCAGUCCUAACCUGAAAACCCUCUAACUAUGUGAUGGUGUGUGUUCCACAAGGAAUGGUGCUUGAGCCGUAUAAGAACAUGAGAAGAGAAUUUGAGAGAGAGGAGGACAUUUGGCCCGUCUGCUCGUCUGGUUCGUAGACCUCAAAACUGUCAAGCUGGAUCUUCUGCAUAUAGUCAAAUGAAACCUGCUGAAUGUUACAAUAACAUAUUGAAUUACAUACCAGUUUGUAGUUUUCCAUAUACUGCACAGAAAAAUGUGGCCUUUUUAAAUCUAACAUGAAAUACUGUACUACUAUUAUUACCAAAUUACUUUCGCGAUAUCAUUUUAUCUCAGCUGUGGUUGUUCACCAUUUCAAUGCGAAUGAAGUGUGGCACUCAUUUCUUGACCAGAUGAACACAGUACAUGACAUUGCCUAUCAGAGUUGUAUUGCAUUUUAAGACAUUUGCAGAAUAAGAUGUUUUACAAUUUAUGUUAAAAAAAAUCUUAAUACUUAUUUUAAUAUUCAAAAGAAUAGCUUUUAAUGUAAACAGCAAAUACAACCAAACCUGUGCCUUAUCAAUCUCUCUUAUCAUGCAUACUGCAGCUCGUUUCCACCCAUGUGUCACGUUGGUUGUUCGUACACAGAAUUUUGUAGUUUGCACAGCCAUGUGUGGGAUCAUUGUAAUGGUUUUAAAAUCAUCAGACUCAAUCAUAAAAUGAAAGAUCCAAUAAUAAAACAUUCAAGUCUGAGCCCCUGGUUCACUCCCUUGUGCCGCAAAAGGAUGUUUCAGAGAAGCCUAUUGUAUUUGCAGUUCUCCGGCACAACUAGACAUCUUGACUCAACCUUUUGUUCAGAAAGGGGGCUCUCGGUGAGUGCAAUGUGUGUGUGCAUGUGUGUUUAUAUAUAUAUAUAUAUAUAUACAACAGAAACAGUUAUUAGAUGCAGGAAGC
Molecule: messenger RNA, 3006 nt
Organism: Polyodon spathula (Mississippi paddlefish)
Lineage: Eukaryota; Metazoa; Chordata; Actinopteri; Acipenseriformes; Polyodontidae
Product: E3 ubiquitin-protein ligase PPP1R11-like
Exons: 3
Coding region: 400-789 (129 amino acids)
Cellular component (GO): nucleus
Molecular function (GO): protein phosphatase 1 binding; protein serine/threonine phosphatase inhibitor activity
Source: RefSeq, a predicted model, not a curated record